GGAAUCAAUCAAACAUGAUCUCGAAUCAAAAAUGGCUCAGCAUAGAAUCGAAGCACAAAUUGAAGAAGUACAAUACAAUCAAACAGCAGUAAUGUUACUUAUUGAAACCUGCGGUCUAGUACGAGAAAAUACGUCAAGAGCCGUAACAAGUCUAGACAAUAUGGUUAUAUAUUUUAUGAAAACGAAGGGCAGUGAAAACGACACGUCACUAAUGGGUCUAUUACAUCUUGGUGAAUUAUACGAAUCAAUACGUUGGCCCGCUACGUUGGGUUUUCUCACAAUGUUGUUAUUGUUAUGUACUGUGCUUGUAAUAGGUGUAGCAAGACGUUCACGUUGUGCGUUAAUAUUCUUUAGUGUUUCCGGUUUAUUUUGCAUCAUCAUAUGUUGGUUAUUAGCUGGCAUAUAUUUGGCAUCAUCUGUAGCGGCAGGUGACUUUUGUAUGCGUCCUCAUGAGUUUAUGUGCCGUCAAGUAGGCAUGAAGAAUACAAAUACUGUUUUAGCAAGAAAAAUCUAA
Messenger RNA from Teleopsis dalmanni, 514 nucleotides. RefSeq names its product protein tweety-2-like. The coding region runs from base 32 to 514 and encodes 160 amino acids. The record is from RefSeq and is a predicted model, not a curated record. Lineage: Eukaryota; Metazoa; Arthropoda; Insecta; Diptera; Diopsidae. Gene Ontology annotation, molecular function: volume-sensitive chloride channel activity; intracellularly calcium-gated chloride channel activity. Gene Ontology annotation, cellular component: plasma membrane. The transcript is spliced from 3 exons.